UUGUCAGGCAUCAUUCUCUUACAGGGGCCAUCACUUGAAAGAAUCUACUGAACAAAUCUAAAUCAAAUGCCCGUUCUGGAUAUAACCAAUCACAGAGAGAGAAAUUGACCCUUUGAUAGCAGCUGUGGGCCACAGUCGUUCUUAUUGCAACCACUGGAGAGAGGGUAGCAAGGAACUGCAUCCUUCCCAGAAUUUGUUGGCGGUCACCAAUAUGUAAGGACUAUAGACAGGGAAAGCCGGAAUCGGCAGCGUCUCUCUGUAUGUAAGUACCUGGAUGUGUGCAGUCUUUCCAGUGACAGCAGACAUUACAGGUAAAGUCUUCCCCCUAUGAGAGCAAGAAGAGGAGUCUUGGAAUGAAUGACCUGACAGAAAUAAAUCUCUCUCUCUUUGAGGAGGACUUCUCUGAGUUCUAUGAUUUAUUAAAUGGCUCAGACUACGUUAGCAACCAGACCUUUGAGGUGGAUAGCAGAACCGUCACCUGCGAAGCCUCGGACUGGACCCGCCUGCUCGGCCCUGCCGUGUGCGCAUUCUACGUGCUCGUCUUCCUGCUCGCCAUCCCCGGCAACUGCGUGGUGGGUCUGGUCAUCAGCUCUGGGAAGCGGCCCUUCCUGCCCUUCGACCUCUACCUCAUCCACCUGGCGGUGGCCGACGCCCUGCUGGCCCUCACCCUGCCCUUCUGGGCCACGGCGGCGGUGGCGGGCUGGAUUUUCGGCAACACCGUCUGCAAGCUGCUCGGCCUGGUCCAGGAGGCCACCUUCUACAGCAGCAUUCUGUUCCUGGCCUGCAUUAGCGCCGACCGCUACCAGGUCGUCGUGCGCGCGGUAGAGGCCAGGAGGGAGAGCAGGCAGGGUCGCUGCUGGGCGGCCUGCUUCGCCGUUUGGGCGGUAGGGGGCGCCCUCUCGCUCCCUGCGCUGUUCAACGAGUCGUUCCGGCCCGGUGGCUCCGAGGUAGCCGUGUGCACGGAGUACUACGACCCCGACAGUGCGGCCUGGUGGCGCUUGGCCACUCGCGUGUUGAGGCACCUCUUGGGCUUCCUGCUGCCGCUGGCCUUCAUGCUGGUCUGCUACGGGCGCACAGCGGCUCGGCUGCUCCACACACAGGGCUCACAGAAGCGCAGGGCCGUGAGGAUGAUGGCGGCCGUGCUGGUGGCCUUCUUCGCUUGCUGGGCUCCGUACCAUCUGUCGCUGAUGGUGGACACUCUGCUCAGGGCGGGGCUCUUCCCCUACGGGUGCACGGCCAGGACGUCCGUGUACGUGGCGCUGUUCUCCACGCAAAGCGUGGGCCUGCUGCACUGCUGCAUCAACCCCAUUCUCUACGCCUUCGUGGGGGAAAGAUUCCGGAGGAACCUGCGGAAGCUUCUGGAGAAGAAGGGGGUCUUGGAAAGGGCCAGGCCGCCGCAGAGUGGGCAGCACACCUCUCAGUCGUCGGAGAACACGUCCACCUUCUUGUGACCGAACCGGGAGGCCGCCUGCUAGUGCCGUCUGUGAUCGGCUGCCAAAUGAGCCACGCCAAUUACAAUAGUAAUAUCUCUGCGGUUCCAAUCAAAAUGGGCUUCUAUUCAUAUAUACAUAUGAAUAAUGAUUGGUUUUUUGAAGAACUGAAUUAUAGCUGGACAAGAGGGCAGCAAUAUUGCAGCACAAACUCCAGACCUCAAGAGUAUAUGUAUGUAAUGUAUUAGAGCUGUGAUGAAUAACACAUUUUUUAUUAUUGGUUCAAUAAGUAGUGAUAUUUUGCAUUGAUGGAAUAUCUGGUAUGUUUGUAAAACAUAUAUUUGUCAUGUGCUGUGUAUCAAGAUGAAGAAGAAAAUAAUGAGGUGUGAUUUUUACUGUUCAAAGAGACAUUGUGAUUUCAGUCCAGUUUGCAUUCCUGUUUUGAACAUGGUGUGUCACAUAGAAUUUUACUGCCUCCUUGUGGCUGGUAGGUGGUAAUGUAUGUUCUUACAAAAUGGAGAGAAGCGUGGUCUGGGUUAUUUGCUUAUCUUUGCUUAUUUGCAUCUAUGAAAUUUAACCUAUGCUAUUUUAAGUUACAAGUUUCGUUCACAAAUAUGGAAAUUAUUGUUCACAUUUUAAAAUGUCGGUCACAUGGGAAAAUGCAAAGACUUAUUUUGUUUUCACAUGUGGAAAGAUACAUUCACACAUGAAAAAAGCAAAUCACAUAGACAAUUUUCUUUUCAGAUGUGAAUAUUUUAUUUCUUCAAUAUUUAUGAAUAUUCUAUUUUUGUUAGGGCAUUUCAGUCCUCCAUUAGUAAGAGGACAAUGGAGCCUACAUUUCAAGCAACAGUUUAAACAAUCAUUCAGUUAAUUGCUACUACCAUCUCAGUUAAUCAUUCAAUAUGAUUUAACCAGAUGCAUUAGAAGGCAGCUUUUUUUUCUCUUUAAGAAGUGGUUGGAAAUUUACAUUUCAACUGAGCAACCAGUUUUGUGGCAUUUAAAAAGGUAGAAAAAAUAAAGCAGGUCCUUUCCAGUCGUGGCACAUAAAUGAAAUCACAAAUAAAUCAAAGAUAUAAGAAAAUUAUUUACAAAGUCUAAUUUGUCUUUUGUGGUAAAAUGAAGUCAUUGUCAGUGGUCUCAUGUUUUACAAGAUACACUUAUCUGGUAAUUAACAGCAUUCUUAAUAUGGAAGGCUAAAGUCAGUUUUGUUUUUGACACAUUUAGAAAAUAAGAAACACAAAUGAAAUAAGAAAAGCACAAAACAAGUGAGAAUUGGACCCAAAGCGCAUUUGUUCUCUGAAAUUCUGCUACCAUUUUGGAGAGCAGUGGAGGCAAAACAAACAGCAAUAUGAAGGGAUGAACUGCAAGAACAAACUAACUAAUUUGUGAUUUUUCCAGGGUGUUUGUAUUAUUGCAUAGAUGUAUUUUUUAUUUGUUUUUGAAUUUUUUUUGUUUUCAGCUUUGGUUGUGAUGUUUUGCACUUCAGGGCUGCUAUAGUCAAAUUAAAUGAAUACCUCUUCAAAAGAAAACCUGUUCACAUUAAACGGCUUUCAUGUAUUAAUGCAGCUAUCCAUAAUUUUAAAAAGGAUUGUUUAUUUAAUUGUGCUUUUUAGUAGCCUAAAAAGCACAUGUU
Molecule: messenger RNA, 3063 nt
Organism: Conger conger (European conger)
Lineage: Eukaryota; Metazoa; Chordata; Actinopteri; Anguilliformes; Congridae
Product: C-X-C chemokine receptor type 1-like
Exons: 2
Coding region: 354-1451 (365 amino acids)
Biological process (GO): G protein-coupled receptor signaling pathway; immune response; neutrophil chemotaxis
Cellular component (GO): membrane
Molecular function (GO): C-X-C chemokine receptor activity
Source: RefSeq, a predicted model, not a curated record